UAACAAACAUGGCCGCCUACUCUGUCCCACCCCGCCCUUUGGCUGGUAUCAAAUACUAGACUACCUUCCAUUUCCGGGUCACUGUAGAUGUGAUGGCGCCGAUUCCGAAGACUGUGGGGCGGAUCAAGCUAGACUGCCCUCUACGGCCCAGCUGCCCACUGGAGGUCGCUGCUGUACCCAAACUUUGCAAGGAAUUCGGUCCAGAGGAUUACGGCGAAGAGGACAUAGUGGAUUUUCUUCGACGGCUUGUGGAGAGUGAUCCCCAGGGCCUGCACCGGAUCCAUGUGGAUGGGAGCAGCGGGCGGCUGCAGCUGUGGCACCAUGAUUACCUCCUGGGCCACUUGGAUGAUGAAGGGAAAUCAAUUGGACAGAGUGACAGGGGCAAGGGGGCUGAGGGACUGGGCACCUACUGUGGUCUCCGCAAGUCCUUCCUAUAUCCUCCCCAGGAGUCUGAGCCCUGCCCUCAAAGCCCCUCUGCCUCUGCCACCUUCCCCAGUGUCUCAGACAGCCUGCUUCAGGUGGCCAUGCCCCAGAAGCUCCUGGUGACAGAAGAGGAAGCCAACCGCCUGGCUGAGGAGCUGGUGGCUGAGGAGGAGCGCAUGAAACAGAAAGCAGAGAAGAAGCGACUCAAGAAGAAGCGUCAAAAGGAACGAAAGCGACAGGAGCGUUUGGAGCAGUACUGUGGAGAGCCCAAGGCCAGCACUACCUCAGAUGGAGAUGAGAGCCCCCUAUCCAGCCCUGGAAACCCAGUUCAGGGGCAGUGUGGUGAAGAAGAGGACUCACUGGAUCUAUCUAGCACUUUCGUGUCUCUGGCUUUGCGCAAGGUUGGGGAUUGGCCCCUCAGUGCCCGCAGAGAGAAGGGACUGAACCGGGAGCCCCAAGGCAGGGGCCUGGCCCUCCAGAAGAUAGGUCAAGAGGAAGAGAGCCCUCCAAGAGAGGAGAGGCCCCAGCAGAGUCCAAAGGCACAGGCAUCUCCGGGACUGCUGGCAGCUGCCUUACAACAGAGCCAGGAACUGGCAAAGUUGGGUACCAGCUUUGCUCAAAAUGGUUUCUACCAUGAGGCCGUGGUCCUCUUCACCCAGGCCUUGAAGCUCAACCCCCAGGACCACCGGUUAUUUGGAAAUCGUUCCUUCUGCCAUGAGCGGUUGGGUCAGCCAGCGUGGGCCCUGGCUGAUGCCCAGGUGGCCCUUACCUUACGGCCUGGCUGGCCUCGGGGCCUCUUCCGCCUGGGCAAGGCCUUGAUGGGACUACAGCGCUUCAGAGAAGCAGCUGCUGUGUUUCAGGAAACUCUGAGAGAUGGGUCCCAGCCUGACGCAGCCCGAGAGCUCCGCUCUUGCCUUCUCCAACUCACACUGCAGGGUCAGCGAGGAGGAAUCUGUGCACCACCUCUGUCACCUGGGGCCCUCCAGCCACUUCCCCAUGCUGAGCUGGCACCCUCAGGCCUACCUUCCCUCAGGUGCCCUCGAAGCACUGCUCGGAGGUCCCCUGGCCUGUCUCCACUCUUGCAUUAUCCUUCAUGUCACCGAAGCCACCCCAACCAGCCCCUCUCCCAGACUCAGAGUAGAAGGCCCCAUCCUCUCCAGCCCCAGGACCCUUCAAAGCGCUGGGACAUCCUGGGACUUGGGCUCCAGCAUCUACCUCAGGCCAGAUGAGGGGGCACCGGUCCCUCAUAGGGCAGGGCCAUGUAUAUAUCCCAUGGUGGGGGACAUAGCGUGGUGACAGUUCACUGCAUAUUUUGAGACCUUAUUCUCUAGAUCCAUAGUUAAUGAUGCCCCUGGCAGUCAUUCCUCUUGCCAUGGGGAAGCUUCUGAUGAGAGAAAGGAGCCCCACAUCCACUGAAACAUCCUUUGGUUCUCAAGCUUCUUCUGGAGGCAGUAAGGAAAAAUAAAACCCACCAAGGCUCAAGAAGGGAACUAUAGAAAAGUUCAGGUUUCUAGGCCAUAGCAGAGACAGUGAGAAAGCAUCUGGGCCUUGCUCUUCCUCUUGGUCCGGGGGACCUCAUUCACCAACUAGAGCUUGGUAUACAGGAACGGGGUCACAGUGCUGAGGGGGGUUGAGUCCCACCUUUCAGUUUGAUGGAUGCUCACCUCUUCUCAGCCCCAGCUCAUGCCCUGUUUUUCUAGCCAUAGCCCCCAGAUUACUCACAGCUCCUCAUGCCAUUUUCUGUCCAGAUUGCUGUGUGUGACUCUGACCUCUCUUGUCCAGUGGUCUGGUGCUCACCUCCUCUCACUGCUAGAAUAUUCACCAAGGGUUUGCAUUUGGGAAGUCCCUUACCAGCUCCUGCUUAGAGCUGGUAGGGCCAUACAUGUCCACACUCCCAACUGGUGGCUCUCCCGCUAAAUGGGGCCUCAGCAGGUGCCCAGGCUGCUACAACCUUGGCCUCUCUGUUUCUCCACCCCAGCAUUGGGCAUUGUAAUUAGCCUUUCCCCAUGUUAAUUUAUUCAGUUUUUUCAAGGGUCAACUGAAUUCACCACUUUCUGGGUAAGAAUCAUGAUCUCCUUUUAAUUUCACCUCUAAGAUCCUGGCAGCUUCCCCUAGCUGGUUCCUCUGUAGUCCUGCUGAGACUGUCAGCUCAUUUAAAUGUGGGUCUGCAGGAGGCUUUAGGUCUCCCCCAACCCCCUUGCCUUUCACAGAGGAACCAUUCAUCAGGAUAAAUGAUUAUUGCUGCCCUGUGGGUCUUGCUCAAUACUGUUCAUACCUGGAGAGAGGAGGUAUUGAAACAUCUCCUUUAUGUGUGACUUUCCUAAAUUUUUAAAAAUUGUUUAUGGUUUAGGCCCAUUAAAUACUGUGUAGCAGGAUGAAGUCUACCAUUACCAGCUGGGUCACCUUGGAUGGGUCUGUCAACAUCUAAGCCUCAGUUCCCUCACCUGUAAAAAUGAGGGUAGUCCCUACCUCAUAAGGGAUAUUGUGAGGAUGGAAAGCAAAAGUGUGAGAAAAUACCUCCCAAGUGCCUGGUACAUAGUGGGUGCUAAAUAAACCAAUUUUUGUCUGCAA
Messenger RNA from Pongo pygmaeus (Bornean orangutan), 2994 nucleotides. It is a transcript of the gene TTC31, whose product is annotated as tetratricopeptide repeat domain 31. The record is from RefSeq and is a predicted model, not a curated record. Lineage: Eukaryota; Metazoa; Chordata; Mammalia; Primates; Hominidae. The transcript has 13 exons. Gene Ontology annotation, molecular function: protein binding. The coding region runs from base 93 to 1652 and encodes 519 amino acids.